This is a messenger RNA of Corticium candelabrum, 1421 nucleotides long. Its product is annotated as sushi, von Willebrand factor type A, EGF and pentraxin domain-containing protein 1-like. Bases 111 to 1421 code for a protein of 436 amino acids. The record is from RefSeq and is a predicted model, not a curated record. The transcript has 6 exons. NCBI's taxonomy places the organism in Eukaryota, Metazoa, Porifera, Homoscleromorpha, Homosclerophorida, Plakinidae.
AAUGUCCACCUCUUAGCGAUCCCGAACAUGGUACAGUACAGUUGAGCUCAGAACAAAGGUUUGUAAAUGAUACGGCAGUUUACAGCUGUCAUUCCGGCUAUGACCUAAAUAUGGAUAAAAAGAUUCAAAGAUUUACUCGAAUUUGCUUACAAGCCGAUAACCCUCACGAAUGCAAAGGAACGUGGAGCGAAAAACAGCCAUGUUGUAUACCAAGGUCAUGUCCGGAUCCUAACAAUUCUAACUUCAGAAAUGGAAGUAUAGAGGAAAAGGCCUAUUUCUACCCGGAAACAAUCUUCCUAAAUUGCAGUGAAGGUCACGAGAUCGUCGGCGCAAGAUCCUAUUUUCAGUGCAAUCAAAGUGGCCAGUGGCAUGAAAUAUCAAAACCCAGUGACGAGGCAGCACAACAAGCCAAUGAGAGAAUCAACUCAGAACGUGAGAAAGUAAAAUCCUGCAUAUGGACAAAGUCAAAUUCAAUCAAAACAAGGCACUUUCCCACCAACGUAAGACAAUUUCCUACUUGCCAACCUAAAAAUUGUAGGAAACCUGUUAUUGACAGUAACUGUACUCUGGUUUCAACGAGCUUCCAUUAUCCAAGCACAGUGAUGUUUGACCGUACCGAUGGAUACUGCGUUGUUGGUAGUACUAGCUCUCAAUGCAAUUCAGAAGGACUUUGGUCAAAUGCGUCACCAACCUGUGAACGUAUACAAUGUCCGUCUCUUGAAAGUAUAAGAAACGGCGGCUUUGCCCUGAAUAAAAACAACAUAUAUGUAGACACCAGAGCGCGCUACGUCUGCAACAGAGGCUACGAUAUCUUGAUGGAUGCAAAGAGGUCAUCUUACAUCCGCCAAUGUCGUCAACAUAAAGACAUGAAAAGAUGUGAAGGAUACUGGAGCGGAAGAAAACUGUGCUGCAUACCAAGAUCGUGUCCGAAUCCUAAGCCGUUUGUAAACGGAAUGGUCAUUGGAGAUCAUUUCUUUUACCCUGAAACAAUUUCAAUCAAUUGUAGUGAAGGGCAUAAAUUGACGGAAGAUGGGCCAGUUUAUAAAUGUGAUGAAACAGGGUCUUGGGUUCCUCUAUCUGGUCAAUUGGCAAAAAAGCAUAAACCCGUUAAUUUGCGUGCUGCGGCAGAACUGCAACUAGUCCAAACCUGUCUAAGAAAAAAGAGCAUUCAAACGGAAAAUUUAGAAAAGUCUGAACAAAAUUUCGCAAGAUGCGAACCGGUCGACUGCGGAAAGCCGAAAAAUCCUGUGGAUGGACAAUGUUCAGGAACUUACUACAAGUUUAAAGGAGUUGCAAGAUGUACAUGCAAUCUGGGAUACUGCAUAGUUGGACCAAACGAAACUCAAUGUAACUCAUCAGGACAAUGGUCGAAUAAGGCACCCAGAUGCAAAAGUAAAUAUGGUAUUAAGAUUGGUAUAUAA